Messenger RNA from Boleophthalmus pectinirostris (great blue-spotted mudskipper), 1423 nucleotides. RefSeq names its product histone H4. The transcript has a single exon. Gene Ontology annotation, cellular component: nucleosome. Gene Ontology annotation, molecular function: DNA binding; structural constituent of chromatin; protein heterodimerization activity. The record is from RefSeq and is a predicted model, not a curated record. The coding region runs from base 136 to 447 and encodes 103 amino acids. Gene Ontology annotation, biological process: nucleosome assembly. NCBI's taxonomy places the organism in Eukaryota, Metazoa, Chordata, Actinopteri, Gobiiformes, Gobiidae.
CUUUUUCAGUGCACAUACUGUCCAGAUGAUGGCGCCAGAGAGCCUGUGUUCUCUGUCACGUCCUCUGUCAGUGAAUAAAGACUGUGCGCUCGGAGAGUCCAGUCAUCUUUUGGUUCAACUGACUCAGAGGUGAACAUGUCUGGCAGAGGAAAGGGAGGUAAAGGUCUGGGGAAAGGAGGCGCCAAGCGUCACCGUAAAGUUCUCCGUGAUAACAUCCAGGGCAUCACCAAGCCCGCUAUCCGCCGUCUGGCUCGUCGCGGCGGUGUCAAGCGUAUCUCCGGUCUGAUCUACGAGGAAACUCGCGGUGUGCUCAAGGUUUUCCUGGAGAACGUGAUCCGUGACGCCGUCACGUACACCGAGCACGCCAAGAGGAAGACCGUGACCGCCAUGGACGUGGUGUACGCCCUGAAGAGACAGGGCCGCACUCUGUACGGCUUCGGAGGUUAAACUCUACUUCUUCUGGUGACACACAACGGCCCUUUUCAGGGCCACACAACUCAUCUAAGGGCACAUUCUGUACUAUUGGUGAAGUGGUUCUUGUGAAGUUUAGAGACAACUAUGGUAACAUGUGUUUAUUCUGUAGGACAAAAAAAAACCGUGAACAUGAAAUGGUUUAAUUCUCUAGUUUUCUGGCGAGUACCUAUGAGCGUUGCCACACAAGUUGUUUGAUGUUCAACGUACCAAUUUUGAUGCCGCAGCAUAAUGAAAAUGCUCCUUCAUUAGACAAUACCUACUCAUUUACCUCACUUUCACAACUUUCAGUUCUGAUAAAAAUGAGACUAGAUCUCAUUCCACAUGAUCUUGCAAGACAAAAUUCAUCUGUACUCACUAAAUACCAGGCAUGUGUAUAAAUAAAAUGCAUAGAAAUAAACAUGUCUAAUAUAUUAGACAAGUUACAAUACAGAAAAGUGUAGAAAACAGAGAAUUUUUCAUUGUUAAGUGAACUGGACCAGAGUUAGUGGAGCCUGAAGCGCUCCCAUGGUCACUUUGGAGCGCAGCAGCUAGUGGGUUAGCCAUGUUCAUUGAUAUACAAUGCAGUCUGUGGUAAAACUGCAGAUAGUUAGGGUUAGGGAGUAAUGACUCAGAUCAGAGAAAGAAUUUCAGCAUUGACAUGGAAACCCAAAUGAGACACUCAUUCUACUUUCUGAUUGGAUAAUUGUAUUGAGAACCAAAACACCAAAUUAACACAACUUGGACACCAUGUCUAGUGUUUUUGUGAUUGUGAAUCCAUCACAUCACAAUGGUGAUCAGUAAACAUUGGAUUAGGACAUGUUUGCCUCAUACCUAUGGACACAGCCAAGUCACGUUUAUGAAAUUUAAAAUCCAAGUUUUAUGAAUUUAUGUUAACAUUUAGACUAGAGCCUAGUACAAUAUUCUGCAGUCUCAGUGCUUUUUCUAAAACAGUUCUCAACACACAGCGGUU